AUGCUCGACUGUUGGGGUAUAGUAACUCAAAAAGGGAAAAUCCGAAUCCUUAUAGAAUCACCAGAGCGUGUCCGUUUGCCUGUUCAUAAGUCUGCCACAAUUAAUUUACUCAAAAAUACGAUGCUGCGCGAUCUUGAUAAUUUCAUCAUGGAAAAUAUUGGUCUCGAAAUAUUUAUCAUUAUAUAUAAUAAUAGUGAGCAUUUAUUUCUCUCCAAAAACGGGAUCCUUAAACAGACAAUUCCACCCGAUAUUGAUGAUGAAACAAGCAGUAGCGAAGUGACAGUCAAAGAAGGUGAAGAUGCAGCUCUACGAUGUGUAGCGUCUGGAACACCUCCACCUGGUAUUGCAUGGCGCAGAGAAGAUUCGAGACACUUCAAGAUUAACAACCAAACUCUAGGAUCCAAGUACAAGCUAAGCGCAUCGUCGCGUGGAUAUCGGCAUACAUUGAAUCUCCUAGUGUCAGAUAUGUCUAUAGAAGACGCGGGCGCGUAUAGAUGUCACGUGGAAAACAAUCAAGGGAAAGCUCAAGCUGAGUUGUUUUUACACAUGUUAACUACUACGACUACAACAACAACAACGACGACGACUACAACAACAACUACAACAACUACUACCACACCACCACCAAUAACGACAACGUUGCCAUUUGACAGUGAGAGUCAUCUGGAGCAUUUGCAUCGAGGCGUCCUGCAAGAUCCAGAUUUGGAAAAUCCAUAUAUUGUACUCAGUCAACACCAAAUGCAGAACCUCGGUAAGUAG
This is a messenger RNA of Diatraea saccharalis (sugarcane borer), 759 nucleotides long. The record is from the annotation of a GenBank genome assembly. Lineage: Eukaryota; Metazoa; Arthropoda; Insecta; Lepidoptera; Crambidae.